UCGCGGGACAGCCAGAGAGUCACACGCGCGCGGCGGUGCGGUACGGUAGGGGAGCAGCGGAGGUGCCCGGAUGUCGGAGGGACUCGGCGGCGCGAGCUGAGUGGAGCGCAGGUGCCCGGAGCGCGAGCAGGCCUGGUGUGGAGAUAAGAUUGGCAUCCUUUUACCGAUUAAAUUUAUAUGUACAUUAAAAGGAAUUCUGAAAGAAAUUGAUAUUUCCAGGCUGAUCUACAGUUCUCAUGGAUGGAGAAGAAUUGCUUAAGGUUGAACUGCAAACAGCCGACACACACUGCAGUGAGUGUGUGGCCAACUCCACCUCUCUAACUUCAGAUGAAAAUAAAAAUCAGAUUUGUGAAGCACGGCUAGUGUCAUCAUCCAGUGAUGAAAUUAUAGGAGGCAAUGAGCAGGAUUUACUCAAUAAUAAUGAAGAAGACAGUGAUCGGACUGGCCCUGAGAUUAAACAAAAUGACUGCAUAGGUGCAGAUGGUCAUGUUAAUAUCGAGGCUUCAAACAGCAUCACUAUCCCAAAUAACGAACCAUCAGUGGAGAAGGAGAUGGUCUGCAAUUCGAAUGUACAUAGCAUAUUGAAGGCCAUCCCUUCAGAUUUUAUUCCUUUGUCAGAUGGUUUUUUCAAAGCACAAAGCACUGAUACCUGCAAGGGCAGUGAUGAGUUGGGAGAAAGGUGUCAACAGGAUGACAGAGAGGGACGUCUCCAGGAUCUACUCAACUGUAUCCAGAAAGCUAUAGAAUCAAAUGAUUGCGGCAUUCUGCCACACCUUCUUCAUCAGAUUGCUGAAAUCUAUUUUGAUGAAGAAGAAUAUGAGAAAGCGGUACAAUUUAUUCAACUGGAAAAAGUGUAUCAUCAAAAGUUGCUAGCAAAUCUUACUGCCAUUCAGGAAUGCUGGGAAAUAAAACAGAAGUCUGCAAUGACCAGGGAGACUUCAGCAGGGAAGGCUAUUACAUCAUUAGACACUGAUAGAAUAAAGAAACUUACGGAACUAUGUUCAUCGCACUGUCGGCCAAAUAUACCAGGCGGCAAAUUUUCAGUAUCAGCAGAGUGCUUCUACAAAAAUGAAUGUCAUUUCACUUCAAAGGAACAAGAUGCUUGCAAGAAAAUUACUGCAGAACACAACUCAAGUUUUACAGACCAACUUCUUGGUACAGAAGUGCAAACUGCAAAAUAUGAUUAUGCAUUAUUGGAAAUGAUGGAAGACGGGAAAGAAGAGUCCACUGUACCUUUACAGGCUACAGUGCUGGUUGGCAAAUCCUGUUUAAGUGAGCCUGCAAUGUAUGCUGCUGAAACAUCACCAGAGGAGCAAAUAGAAGCUGGAAGGGCAAAAUCCAGGAUACAUUCUGAUGUUGAGACAGAACACUUGCAUUCUGAAAACAUCAAAACAGAUGAAAUCUGCCUUCAGCCACAGGCCACAACACCUUGCAAGGAUGUACCAAGUGCUACAAAAGCAAUUGAGACAGAGUGUGAGACGCAGGUUGUUACAAAUGCUGCUCUAUUUCAUCAUGAGGAUAUAGAUAACCUACAAGACAAUUUAACACUUGCUGGCAAAACUACUGAAGAGAGUGAGGAGAUUAAUUUGAAGUGCAGCAAAACUGUACAAUUCAUUACAAAUGGUGAAACGAUGCCAAAACAUAGCAAUUAUGUAUUGCAAAACCAUGUUAGAAGUAAUUCCAGUGAUUGCGUGCAUGAAGACUCAUGGAAUCUACAGAAUAUAAGUGACUCAGAAGGAACUAUGGAGGCAGAUGGGCGAACAGCAAAACAAAACUAUGCAGGUGUAUUGAGUGAAAUGAAUAAAAGUUAUCAACAGAUGGGUUCAGAAGUGGAGCAGGAAAUUCAGAGCCGUGUGGAGUUUAGUGAGUGUCAGAUAUCACGUGAAGAUGUAGAGAAGCAAGGUGAUGAAAACAUGGAAGGACUUUCCAGCUUUGAACACAACAUCUCAUCCAGUCAGAGGAAUGGCACUGAAGAGUUACUGCAAUUCAAUGACAAUUCGCUUUCCUUGGAUGAACUUGCAAAAAGGAUUCAAAUAGAAGAGAGCAGCCAUCCAGAAGGCCUGGUGUCCAUACUGAAAAAAAGAUCAGGCAAAGAAGUCACACAGGCACAACAAAAACAGUCAAAGAGAAGAGUAAGAUUUCAGGACCCUCAAGAUGCACUUGAUCAGGAUGAAGUAAAUGGAGAUUCCUGCCUUCUCUUAAUCCUGCUGUGCAUUUUCACAGUACUUCUGAGCGUCCUAGGAACUGCACUUUAUUGCACAUUUGGUGAUCUGGAGUCCACUGUGUGCAGAGACUUUACAUCACAAAUGGACUUCUACUUAACCCAGUUUCAACAAGGCUUUGCGAAGGUUAAGCACUGGUUGUUGUUUUCUUAAAUGACGGUAUAUGCACGCACAUUGAAAUCAUGGUGUAAAUAGAAAUUCAGAUGGACCACAAUGAGCAGUUAAUCAUCUUGAUGCUUGUGCUGCAGUGCAGUAACGACUGUGGAAUGUCAGAACACAGGAACUUAAAUACUGAAGCUUCAGACCUCAACAAAACUAUUUAUAGCUUAAAAUUAUUACCGUUAGUAGCUUGAAACACAAAGACUGAAUAUUCAAUUUGGUCAGUAAUGUUUGAAAACUGUGUGAAUAGUAGAGUUGUCAAUCAUUUUCAGAAGAAAUUAGUUUUAUAUAAUUUGCCACUUUGGGUACUCUGCACUUAAAGGAUGUAAUAAUUUGGAUUCAUAAUGGUUCUUGUGUCAUGAUUUGUGUGUGUAUUUUUUAAACAGUUGAUAAUUUUGCAUUUGAUUUUACUCGUCGAUUUAUCUGGCUCUUUAAAAAUCAUAUCUGUAGGUUUUGAUUUCAGAACUAAUUUAGACCAUAAGACAUAGGAGCAGAAUUAGGCCAAUUGGCCCAUCGAGUCUGCUCUGCCAUUCAAUUGUGGCUGAUCCUUUUCUCCCCCUCCUCAACUCCUGAGAUUUUUAGAUUAAAAUCUAAAUUUUAAUUUAGAUUACUUUACAUGUUUGCUUUUCUAUUAUAACUUUUUCUACAGCCCUCAGAUUAUUAUUGAUUACUGUUGUCUGUUAAUCUUGUCUCCAUUUUAUUUCCUCUUGCAUCUUUCAAACAAAAUGCAGUCGCACAAAUGAAUUUUUGAGAAGAUCGUUAUUUAAUGUUUAAUGGACAUAUUGUUUAUCAGAUAAUCUUGUCACAGAAAGUAUUCAUUGAACAUUGGUGAAUCGUUUUCUAUUACUUGCAAUUUUCAUUUGCUGUUGUUAUUCGGACAAUAAUUGUCAGUUUGAAUGAGCAAGUUAUAACUUGAUUUAGCAGCCUGGGAACUCCUUCAUCCGUAUGUUUGUUAAAUUCACUUGCACUUUCUUUCAUUUUAAACAAUGGCAAAAUAGUUUAAAAUUUCUAGUGCUAAUGUUCUGCUUUGUGAUGCUUUCAGAUUUGUUUUCUCUAUUAUAGAAGGUACAGUAAAAGAUUCAAGACAUUGCUUUGUGACCUGCUGUCACUGAAAUGAUAUAGGUUUAUGUUUCAUUGUCAAAAUGGUAAAUUUCUAGGCUCAGCAAUGCUGGGAGAAAAGGGAUAAGCAAAUGAUGAAGAAUCUCUAAAGGCUUAUUUCAUCUAAAGUCAGAAACUUGGUCAAAUUAAUCCUGGAUGUGUGCUUAUAUCCUUUAGAGCAGCAUUGCUGAUGUCUGUAAUUAAUGUGUAAAUCUGUCAAUGUACCAGCUUCACUGAAUCCUCAUAGUUGUGCCUGUUGAACAUCUGUUAGUUCUCCAGCAUAAAACACCCCUUACUGGGACAGCAGUUUGCUAGAAUCCCUCAUCCUGGGCAAAAGAUUGAUCAGCUUUGUGAGUUUUUCUUUCACCACAUGACUUCAUACAUCUUCUUGGUGAAGAUCCUUCCUCUCCCAGGGAUGAGGUCUUUGGAGCUUCUGUUCAUAUUUCUGUAGCUCUGGGUUUUUAACAGGAUGGGUUUGCUGUCCUCCUUUCGCAGCUGGGCUUGGGACUGUCCAUGCCAGAGUUAAAACAUUCUUCAGGUUAGUAUAUUCUGACUACUUUGGGUUAGUAUGUUGAGGUUAACUUGAUUUCUGUUUAAUACAGGGACAUUUUCCUUGCUAGUAUCUAGUCACAGAAGUCUGCUCAGACUUCCACUUCCGCUGCCGAUGUAUGUCUGCAGAGUAAGCAUUGAGAUUAUGCUGCUUGGUUUUUAAGUUGGAUAUCUUUGAAUAAUCUUGGCAGGAAGAGGUUUAAAAAGUUACUUAAUUAUUGCUGCAAUAUGAGGAGAAUACAAUGUAUUGCCGACUCAGUAGAAUUUGGUUUGCAUCACAAAGCACAAUAUUAUUAAUGCAUGCACUAUCAUUGUAAAUUUUUAUCAUUACUGAAUUUAUGUGAAAUGUUGAUCUUGUAUAUGGAGAAACCCAUAGAAUUAGUUUAUAAAUUAUAAAAACUGGGAAAUACAUUUUGGCAAAAAAAAUAAGAGCUGGUCUCUUAUCAGAUGCAUGCAUGCACUGUCCACCAAUGCUUGCAGCAGAUAGUGUACAAUUAUUCACUGCAUAGCACUUUAAGUCCUGCUUCCUUUGCAUAUUUCUAUGUUCUAUUUUGAUAGCACCUGCAAAUAAUUGUUUUGUUUAUAACUAUCAAUUACACAGUGCUAGAUAUUCACAAUAGGUUUGCCGGUACUAAAAGAAGAAUGGUAAAGAUUUAAUGUGUGGAAACUGGCUUUGUUGACCUUUUAAGUUUGUUGCUUUUCUCUCCCUUUGUAAAUAUACAUUAUUUUUGCAUUUUCAAGUUGUUACUGGUAGCUAACAGUGAGCAAUCAUGUCUGCCUUCCUAUGAUAUAAUUAUAAUAUUGUAAAAUAGUGGCAGAUUGAAUGAGGAACCAUGUCAGUGAAUUUAUCCUUCAGCGUGAAUGAUUACUUUUAGGAGCUUCAGAAAGGGCCUUAAAUUUUAACAAAGCAACUUUUAACUUGUAUGUCUAUAAAGUUGCUAACUGUAUACAAUAGGAGCAUAUAACGGUGCAUAAUAGGAGGCACUAUAAAUAGCCAUGAAUUACUGGCUGGUUCAGUUCAUGACUAUAGAUUAAAGAUAGAUAACUUAUUUAUUGUAGAUUGUGCUGUAUGUAAAGCAAAUCAUUUAGUUUUAUUUUCCUCCUGUUUUUGUAAAUUUCAGAAAUCUAUGGUUUGAGCUCUGUAAUCUUAGAUUACUACACCUGCAGCUGCAUUCUUAAUCUGUGAAUUGUUAAACACUUGUUCAUUUUGUAUUAUGUGCUAGACAUGUGGGGAUUGUUCACAAGAAAUAUAAAUAUGUCCACAACCACAGUAUGAAGUGUAGUAAUUUUAUCACUGCAUUGAUUUAAAAUGCAAAACUGCAGAGAACAGUAAUUUGAAGGUGAGUUAAUUGUUGUAAAGUGGUUUGCAUGAUUUCAGUCAUUUACCAAUUUGUGAUUUUAAUCUCUUACAAACAGAAAAUAAUGGGGAAAAUACACUUGCUGAUAUUAAAAUCAGUUUAUCUAA
Molecule: messenger RNA, 5493 nt
Organism: Mobula hypostoma (lesser devil ray)
Lineage: Eukaryota; Metazoa; Chordata; Chondrichthyes; Myliobatiformes; Myliobatidae
Gene: cnsta
Product: consortin, connexin sorting protein a
Exons: 12
Coding region: 237-2375 (712 amino acids)
Biological process (GO): positive regulation of Golgi to plasma membrane protein transport
Cellular component (GO): transport vesicle; plasma membrane; trans-Golgi network
Molecular function (GO): connexin binding
Source: RefSeq, a predicted model, not a curated record